AUGGCGUCCGACUCCACCCUUGGCAACAUCAGCGACACCUCAAACUCCAACUCCAACACCAACACCUCUAGUACGCCAAAUCGGAAAGCAAAGAAACGAGUCGUCUGGCAUUCAAGCAGUCAGGACGUUGGGAAAGGAGAUGGUCCGCAGGAAUCGCCCGCCUCUCCGGAGAGCGGGAGAGGCGAUACCUCAGCCACAGGCGCACCCACGAACCCUACGGAUUCUGCUACCACGGCAGUAGACUCAACUCUAGACUCAACUCCAGCCACGUCUUCGGACAACAGCAGCAGGAGAACCAGUGGAAAUGCAAGCGUGAGUGGGAAUGGCACGCCCAUACCGACGCUCAUGGUACGAGACCACACGUCGUCACAGCCAAGUUCACCUGGGAUGUUCGAUAAGCCACCAGGGGCCCCAGACGCCGUGGAAUUGAGAAGGGCCCUCAAUCUAGUCUUGUCAGAAGAGGAGGAACGGCAUCAAGAUCAAAACUUCCUCUCUGUAGCCACCCCUCGAGCUCCAAGACCCGCCCUGAGACGCAAUACCAGCUAUGAUGCGCCAGAGGAACGCCAGAAGGCCGACCAAGCGGAGAGUCGUGCUACUCCACGUCAACUUCGCUCCAUGAAUGACGCACGCCAACGGGCGGAUCGCUUGGCCGUCUCUGUGGGAAGCUAUUCCGCUCCAGGCUCAAGGCGAAACUCGGAUGUUGAAGCUUCAUUCCAGCCCCUGAUCGCCGACUCAGAUGAUCUUGGGAGCAAUUUUUCUGAUGACGCUACUAUUACAUCGCAAAAUGACCUCGAGAGGGAGAGUGUCAGGCAUCGCACCCCCUAUAGUCGCCGACAACGCUUCCUUGUAGACCAUGCCACGGCAGAAAGCCUGGUCAGGUCUCACACCCAAAAGGGCGGGAAGAGCAAUCUAUUCCAUGAGGAGACAGGCUCAUCUGGCACAAAUACACCGCUGUCCCACCAAUCUUACGCGAGUGACUAUGUUCCCCGGCCUUCAAAGUACAGAGGCGGUGUUCUAUCCUCACUUUUGAAGCUUUAUCAGGAUGAUAGAAGAGCCUCCAGCAACAAUACCAGCGGGCAACUCACGCCUCUCUCACCUUCAACUCCUGUCAUGUCGCCUCGCCCCUCACCUCCGACUUCGAGACCUUCUUCUGCAGCUGGAGGACCCCGAUCAAGGUUUACUACUGGUUUGUUUGCCAAUCACCGGGCCCGUCAUUCGACGAGUUCCCUCACUGAACUUAUAAAGUCUUCCUCGAUGUUUGCCGCCCCGGGUUCCAGCGAGAUCUCCGACCAAUGGUCGGAGACGUUCAAGAAAGAGAAUUCCGAAAAGCCACCCAAGCCGAAGAAAGAGCAGAUUCGAAUUACCGUCCAUAUCGCCGGCAUAAUUUCUCGACACCGAUACCUCCUCAAACUAUGUCGCGCCCUCAUGCUAUAUGGGGCCCCUACUCACCGACUCGAAGAAUACAUGACGAUGUCCUCUCGUGUGCUUGAAAUUGAGGGCCAGUUUCUUUACAUUCCAUCUUGCAUGAUCAUAAGUUUUGACGACAGCACGACACAUACAGCUGAGGUCAAGGUUGUACGCGUGCCGCAGGGCAUUGAUCUAGGGAAAUUACGGGACGUUCAUAACAUCUACAAGGAUGUUGUUCACGAUAAGCUUGGUGUGGAAGAGGCAACACGACGACUCGAUGAAGUAAUGAACAGAAAAGAAAAGUUUCACACAUGGUUCAGAGUUCCAAUGUACGGCAUUGCGUCGGCCUGUGUGGCGCCAUUUGCCUUUGAGGGCCGAUUUAUCGAUCUCCCGGUUGCUUUCAUUCUAGGAUGCAUCGUGGGUCUGCUACAGCUCGUCUUUGCCCCCAGCAAUGAGUUAUACGCACAUGUUUUCGAGGUGUCGGCGGCCGUCAUCACUUCCUUUCUCGCUCGAGGCUUCGGUUCAAUCAACAAUGGACAAUUGUUUUGCUUUAGCACCCUGGCACAAAGCAGCAUCGCCUUGAUCUUGCCGGGUUACAUGGUGCUGUGCAGUUCUUUGGAGCUCCAAAGUCACAAUAUCGUCGCUGGGAGCGUCCGCAUGGUGUAUGCCAUGAUUUAUACGUUGUUUCUUGGUUAUGGAAUUACCAUUGGUGCAUCACUAUAUGGCAUGAUGGAUAGUAACGCCACCAGUGAUACACAUUGCAAGGACCCUCUGGAUCGAGGAUGGUACUUCUUGUUCGUCCCUGGAUUUACCUUGUGUCUUUGUAUUAUCAACCAGGCGAAAUGGAGACAGACGCCAGUCAUGACAAUCAUGGCUUUGGCUGGGUUCUGCGUCAACAGCUACUGCAGCAAGUACUUUGAGGGCAACAGCCAAAUCUCAAACAUGCUCGGCGCCCUUACCGUCGGCAUCUUGGCAAACUUGUAUUCGAGAUUGGGGCGACACAUGGAGAACGCCUGGCUUGAUGUUGUGGAGUGGUGGGAGUAUCGGGUCCGACCAAGAUUUUCGAAACAUCGACGACCUGACUCAGAUACAUGGUCUCUGCCUUCAAUGUCUGAUCCCGAAUCUAGCGCGGUUCCCCCGAAGAAGCAGUGGCGACAACCACGAAAGGUUGGCUACAGCCUCGCUGCUGCUGCUAUGCUUCCGGCUAUUUUCGUCCAAGUUCCGUCUGGUUUGGCUGCUGGUGGAUCUCUGCUUGCUGGUAUUACCUCUGCAAACCAACUCACUGGUAACAGCACAACCACUGUGGACACUAGCGCCAAAACAAUCGGCAACCUCGACGGCACGGCGUUUAAUGUCCUGUUCAGUGUUAUUCAAGUUGCGAUAGGAAUCAGUGUUGGCUUGUUUAUGAGUGCUCUCAUUGUGUAUCCGCUAGGCAAGAGGAGGAGUGGACUGUUUAGCUUUUAA
Messenger RNA from Pochonia chlamydosporia 170, 2871 nucleotides. RefSeq lists its product as hypothetical. NCBI's taxonomy places the organism in Eukaryota, Fungi, Ascomycota, Sordariomycetes, Hypocreales, Clavicipitaceae. The record is from RefSeq and is a predicted model, not a curated record. The coding region runs from base 1 to 2871 and encodes 956 amino acids. The transcript has a single exon. Gene Ontology annotation, biological process: transmembrane transport. Gene Ontology annotation, molecular function: transmembrane transporter activity.